This is a messenger RNA of Peronospora matthiolae, 1314 nucleotides long. Lineage: Eukaryota; Oomycota; Peronosporomycetes; Peronosporales; Peronosporaceae. The record is from the annotation of a GenBank genome assembly.
AUGGUCUCGAGUCCGACGUAUGCGCGUGCGAAGACGUCGGAAGAAAGUCGCGAUGACCUAGCGCUUGUGCGUCACGGCAGCGGCAAGUUCUCUACGCCUGUGCAGACCGCGCAGCGCAGCUUUACGACCGAGGACCUGCCGUCGGUCAAGUCGUUCGUGUCCAUGUCGGACGCCAUGGCCGAGACGAAGAAACGCUCGGGGUCUGACAUCUUUGAGAGCAGUCGAUUGGCUAUAAUGAAGGGCAUUCAAGGUGUAGGGCUGGACCGUGUCGUGGACAAGAUGCAGAAGGCAUUUACACCCGACGACUCGGAGCGGGUGCUACGUGCCGAGUGGCUCGUGGUUGAGACGGAGGAGCAGCAGCUACAGCAGCUGCAGGAGGUCGUGCACAAGCUUCAGAAGGCCUUCAAGUUCAGUAACCGAUUGCGGACGCUCGUGAAAUUAGCCAACACCACGCUCGUCAAGUGCGACGAGCUCGUGGAUCGCAGUCAAGUGCAUUUAGAGCAGUGCAACCUCAUGUUUGCGCAGUUUGCAAACGAGAUCGCGACGCUGACGGACUAUUUAAGCAAAUUGAGAGAGGCUGUGAUCCCGUCGCUGCAGACAAAGGAUGGAAAUGAGGAGAAGAAACACGCGAGACGAGCUGAGUGGGCGCUUGUCCGCAUGACACAGAGCUCGCAGACGAUGGUGGCUGAGAUGCAGGAGAGUCUAGACGAGCUGGAUGAGCUCACCACGACGUGUACUGAGCUCAUGGUGCAAAGCAUUACGUUGUUGCACAUGAGAGGACGAUCGGCUGACUUCAGUGGCACGGGCGUUGCUGCCGGCGCGGCUAGUGUAGUGGCAGGAGCUGUCGUGAGCGUCGCUGGAGUGGUUGCUGCCCCAGCGACGAGUGGACUGAGUGUCCCUAUAUCUCUUGCCGGCAAGAGUUUGUUCCUAUCAGGAAUUGCGGCAUUGACGCCGUCUAGUAUCAUGCUCAAUCGUCAAAGCCAACAACUCAGUGGACUCUCGUCGCUAGUGGUGAACCUCAAGUCAUGUCUGGAAAUCAUGAAUCUAAAGCGAGAAGAGAUGUCCGUAGCGUUUGCAGCGGUGGAAGGUAUUGACCUCGACAUCAAGCAAGCAAUGGCGUUCUGCCAAGAUGCUGUCGAGCUCGAGAUCUCCAUUUACGAGAGCUCCUGGAUUUUCAUCGAGGACAUUAGCGUAAAACUCCUGACGCUGAGCCAGUCGGUGGAGCUCUUCCAGGCGUCGCCAAGCGUCUGGCAUUUUUGCAAGUCGGAAGAUGCCAUGUACCAGUACCUGCUCGCUGAAGACGAAGAAGACUGA